CCGCGGCCGCCGCCCUCCGACAGGAAGGGGCAAGUCUGUGCCCGCGCCCACGCUCGUUCCCGCGGCGACUCGUGGUCGGGGCCGCGCGGGAGCGACAUGCCUGCGCGCCCGGGCCUGUGACCCGCUCGGGGAUGGCCAGCGGCUCCGUGGCAGGCGAGCGGCCGAAGCGCACACCGGGCCGUCAGCGGCUGCUGCCCUCGGGCUGCGGAGUCCCGGCGCGUUCCAGCGUCUCCCCACUGCCCUGCGGACGAAGCUGGCUGACUCCUCGAGGACGGACCGCCCGCGCGGCCCCGCUGCUGCUGCUCCUGCUCGUGCCUUCCCCGCGCCUGGCCGCCACCGCCCCGCGUAGGACGCUGGCUGAGCGCACGCGCCCGGGGCGCGCCGUCCUCGCGGCCGCGCUCGGCGCCGGCAGAAACGCGCAGGGCCGUCUGUCGCUGGGCGCCGGGCGUGUGCCCUCGCUGGCGAGCAGCCGGAGAGAUCUAAGCCUGUCCGCCGAGUGCCGGCAGCUGGAGCAUAGAAAGGGGAACUUGCCCUCUUCUGUGAGUCGAAAACUCUACUUUGACACCCACUCUUUGGUGUGCUUACUCGAAGCAAAUGGGUUUACCACUCAGCAAGCAGAAAUCAUUGUGUCUGCGUUGGUCAAGAUCAUGGAGACCAACAUGAAUAUCGUCUACAAUGAUAUGGUCACCAAGGUGCAGCAGGAAAUCACUCUUCAGCAAAUAAUGUCUCAGAUUGCUAACGUGAAAAAAGAUAUGGUCAUCUUGGAGAAGAGUGAGUUUUCAGCCCUGAGAGCAGAAAAUGAGAAAAUAAAACUUGAACUACAUCAGUUAAAACAGCAAGUGAUGGAUGAAGUCCUCAAAGUCCGGACAGAUACUAAAUUAAACUUCAAUCUAGAGAAGAGCAGAGUAAAAGAAUUGUAUUCAUUGAAUGAGAAGAAGAUGCUGCAGCUCAGGACAGAAAUGGUGUCCCUGGGAAGGGAGAUAUCCAUAUUGUGUUGCCUCAGACCUGUGCUGCAGGACUUUCCAUGGGAUACAAGGAUCUUUCUCUGGAAUGGCUUCAUUUGCUUAUUAUUUACCUGCAUUGACAUUGCUCUUCUGGAGACAAGACCAAUGCACGCCCAGCAAGACAGAGCCCUGACCCAGACAGACAGGAAGAUAGAAACCGAGGUGGCUGGCCUCAAGACGAUGCUGGAGGCACACAAGCUUGACACGAUCAAAUACUUAGCAGGGUCUGUGUUUACGUGCCUAACAGUAGCUCUGGGAUUUUACCGCCUGUGGAUAUAAUAAAGUGUCUAUUUAAAGAAAUCCCCAUUGUUUUGCCUUAAGAGUACCAGAGUGUUGUCCCACCUACCCCUCUCAAUCCUUUUUUCUUUUCUUGUUUUAAUUUUUAAUCCUAAUUUGACUUCAUGCAUAUUAUUUAUUUCUGUGUAAACUGUGGAUCCAUAACCAAGGUGAAGAAGUUGGGAUUUCUGUAAUUAUUCUUCGGAGUUCCUCUCUUUAGUUGGCCUUUGGACUGAACUGUGUGGACCACACUUUCAAGACUCCAUUGAACUUAACACUGGACUUGGUCUAACCUGCAGUAUAUGACAAAAAUAAAUACUAGUAGAGUCCUCUACAGCUUUAAGUAGUGUGUAUUGUGGAAAGUCACUUGGAAGACAAAGUGACUUUAAAUCUGAAGAAUCAUUGGAUUUCAACCCAGAAUACCAGCUCUUCUCUGCCUCAUCAGCAGCCGAUCCCCCCCAUCCCUGCUUCUGCCGCAGCAGCUGUGGUGUUAAUGAUGCUGUCUGUGCUGGUCACCUUAGGUGCCUUUGUCUUUGGGCUUUCAUUGUCUUAGUAACAUUGCCGUGGUUGUUGUUAAUGUGCCUUGCAGCUGGGAGUCUUGGUACCUAAUGAAGCCUUGAAAUCCUAGCACGAGUUCUUUUAUUGCUGCCACUCACGAGUACAUUUCUGGUUUUGAGACAAGGUCAUGCUAUUCAGCCCAGGCUGACUUUGAACUCACAGUCCCACGUCAACUCCACCAUGCUCAACCUCUUUCCCUUUCAGAACGCUAACUUUCCUCGCUCUUCAACCUCCUGCUUUCUUUCAUGAUGUGGGAGUUUAACACCACACUCAUCAUUACUACCUAGAAAACUUGGAAUUCUUAGAAUGAAACCCUGCUUCAGUUUGUGGUUUGAGUGAACUGCCUUCUGUUUGUCCUCCUGAGGGAUGUCUAUAGUGUACACAGCUUUUAGAAUGAGUAUCCAGUGCCUGUGAGCAGCUCAGGUUGUCGCCUGCCCAGGGAGAGAGCCACCGUGCUUGGCAUUGGCCCUGGGUGCAUUGAUCGCUUUGUGGCCGAAGACACCCCAUGGCCACCUUUCCUCUUUGAAACAAGCUGAUCCUGGGUGCAGCGGGUUUCUCUGGAGAAGCUCAUUCUCCUCUUACCUGAGCUGUUGGCACAUGGCUAAGAGUGAGCAUUUGGGAAGCAGUGACACCGAGGGACCCUUCCUGGCUUUCCCCACACAGGCACAAAUGCACAAGCUGGUACACAGAGCAGAAACCCCAAGAGACUGCACCAUCAGAUUUGUGGAAUAAAUCCCCCCUUGUCACUGUUCCAAACACAUUGCUAAAAAUAAAAGCUACCUCUUGUUUUAGAAAUCAUUAAGUUCUUGCCUCUUUUGAAAACAAUUACAUAAAAAGAUUCUGAGCCCCACAUGAUAUGGAAAUCAAAUGCUUUUGUCUUGGAACAGUAUCGGGGUGCAAUGGAAGUUAUCCUUUUCAAGUAGACAAAAAAAAGUCUUAGCCACUUAAUAAAAUACUUCGUUGAUAUAUUCUCUCCCCCUUUCAAAAAAGAGUCCAGCAAAAGCUUCCCCUUACACACUGCAGGCCUCCAUGAAUGCCAUUCCAUCUAGACCACUGUUAACUGCUUCGUGUUAGCACAGCUUUGGAGAAAGGGCUCCAGGUCCAGAUGCAUUCCCUCAUACCUGAUCAAGUAUACAUUCCCUCAUACCUGAUCAAGUAUACAUUCCCUCAUAUCCUGACCAAGUAUACAUUCCCUCAUACCUGGUCUCAGCGUGCUGUGGCGCUGCUGAUUUUACUCUAGCCUCCUCUGUAGCACACUACAGUCUUAUUUGGCCUCAGAAACUGCUGUCAUUGAGGGUGUGGGUGUCAUGCAUAUCUGAAGUUUAGGAGAGUUCAGGGCUAUGUUCCCUUUAUUUCCUAAUAAAGUUGAAAAGCAUUGAGCUAUAAAUACACAUGUCCUCCCGUCGCUGUGAUCAGACACUUAACUGAACUUUCCUCGAUGAAGCUUCGGAGCCCUUAGGAAAUGUCUGGCAGGUUUCCAGGUGGCUGCCUUGGGUUGGGCCUGUGGAGACAUUUAACAGUAGCUACGUAGGGGAGAAGAGUCCAGUGGUCAGAGACUUACUCCACUCUCUCAUCUCUAAUCUCAAAGUGUGUCUCUGCCUUCCUGCUGGGUACUGUGUUUUCUGUCCCCUUUUUCCCCUGUGGUACUUGCUGGGGACCAAACCACAGGCCUUGAAUGUUCCUUCAUCUCGUCUCAGCCUCCCGAGUGCCGAGAUUGCAUGCGCUAGUCAGCGUGUCUGGCUCCCUCUGCCUUUUUUUUAAGAGCCUCAAGUCCUGUUUCACUCCUUGCUGCAUUCGUAUGCAGAGCCCUUGGGGCUCUUUACUGGAGACGUUUGCUUUGAUUUCUGUCCUGCUUUUCUUGCUUAACAUCUGGUAACAUGAUUCCUCCUCAAGUAUACCACGCACCUCAGUUAAAAAAAAUCGCAUUCAAGAGGAAAGGCCUGACUCAAAGUGGAAGGCUUGCUGGGGUCUCUCAGAUGGCCCUAAGCACCAGGACCCCAAGCCACAGCGAGCCUGCGGUUGGGCUGGCCUGUCAGUGCCUGGGUGCCAUCUUCCCUCUGAUUUUCCUUGUCCCUUCUUCCCGAGCCUUUCUGCCAGCUAAUUAACCUUGUCACUGCUUUGAGCAUCUUCCUCCCCCGACCGUGUAUGCUGUGAGCCAGAACUGGCAAAGCCUACCCUAGAAAACUUACGACUUUAAGGUGAUCAAAAUUGUUACAGCUUUUAGUGGCCUUAAGGCAAAAAUGUGUUAACCAGGAGUAAUUUAUUCUUUUUUGUAUGUAAGAUAUUUGGAAAUGUUCAGCCUUGUUAGAAUUUUAUUUAGAAAAUAAUCCUUUUAUAGAUUUGUAUUUACAUUUCUUCAUUGACAACCUGAAUCAUUUUGUAGCCCUUUUAUUACUUCAGCAAAUAUUGAGUUAUAUUUUAUUAUUGUAUGGAGUGAAUGUAUUUUAUUAUCUAAGAAAAAAGAUUUCUGCUUGUGUGGCUAAUAUACCUUUCUGGUUCAGACUGAAUUAUGAAAAUGGAAUAUACCUUCUACCUGGAACAACUGCAUCUAAACUAUUAAUUCCACCCAUUGCAAAAUGACACCAUUCAGUUGCCUCUAGUGAAUUAAGAAUAAAUGUAAUACCUAAAAAAAUUGGAUUUACAGAGAAACUAUAUUUGAAAGUAAAUGUCUGAUUUGCAAAAUAAAUUUUUAUUUGAAAGAA
Messenger RNA from Mesocricetus auratus (golden hamster), 4540 nucleotides. RefSeq names its product mitochondrial calcium uniporter regulator 1 (gene Mcur1). The transcript has 11 exons. The record is from RefSeq and is a predicted model, not a curated record. Gene Ontology annotation, biological process: positive regulation of mitochondrial calcium ion concentration; calcium import into the mitochondrion. The coding region runs from base 132 to 1283 and encodes 383 amino acids. Gene Ontology annotation, cellular component: mitochondrial inner membrane; mitochondrion. Lineage: Eukaryota; Metazoa; Chordata; Mammalia; Rodentia; Cricetidae.